Molecule: messenger RNA, 1041 nt
Organism: Lachancea sp. 'fantastica'
Lineage: Eukaryota; Fungi; Ascomycota; Saccharomycetes; Saccharomycetales; Saccharomycetaceae
Source: the annotation of a GenBank genome assembly
AUGACUUCGACGAGGAAAGUCGCCGUUAUCACGGGCACCAACAGCAACUUGGGUCUCAACACGGCUUACCGCUUGAUAGAACAAGUGGAAGACAAUGUGCGGUUGACUAUUGUGGUGACGUCUCGAACCUUGCCCAGAGCUCGAGAAGUAAUUGGACAAAUUCAAGAAUUUGUAGCGCAAGCCAAGAGAACAGGACCAGUUGACUAUGAUUACCUUUUGGUGGAUUUCACUAAUAUGGUCAGCGUCUUGGGUGCGUACUACGAUCUGCAGAAGCAGUACGAGGAAAUCCACUAUUUUUUCGUGAAUGCAGCGCAAGGUGUUUACCAAGGAAUUGACUGGAUGGGGGCUGUCAAAGAAGUUCUGAAAAACCCAAUAGAUGCAGUGACAAACCCCACAUACAAGAUGCAGCGUAUUGGUGUGAAAUCGGCCGAUGGUCUGGGACUUGUUUUUCAAGCCAAUGUUUUUGGUCCUUAUUAUCUCAUUCAAAAGCUGCUUCCUCAAUUACAAGCAGGCCGCGCGGUCAUAGUAUGGAUUUCGAGUAUUAUGUCUGAUCCAAAAUAUCUUUCUCUGGACGACAUACAGCUGCUCAAGAGUCCAGCUUCUUAUGAGGGUUCUAAACGACUUGUCGACCUGCUACAUCUGGCAACUUACAAAGACCUGAAAAAUCAUAAUAUCACACAGUUUGUGGUUCAGCCGGGCAUCUUUAUCAGUCACUCCUUUUUCCAGUACUUGAACGUUUUCAGCUACUACGGUAUGCUUUUCCUUUUCUAUCUUGCAAGAGAACUGGGAUCGCCCUGGCAUAACGUGGAUGGAUAUCGUGCUGCCAAUGCACCCGUGUACGUUGCCACAUUAGCAAACCCAAAUUCUGAACAGCAGAAUGUUAAGUACGGCUCUGCCACCCACAAAGAUGGGAAGGAAUACGUCCGCACAGCAGAAAUAGACCCCACAGGUACGCAAGACGUCUAUGGAUAUAUCAAGCAGUUGAAAGCUGAGUGGGACGAAAAACUCAAAAAUCAGAUAACCAAUUCAAGACAGGUUUAA